AUGACCGAAACCAUGCCCAGGAAAGGCUCUCUCGCCUUCCUGAAUCCCUUCAGAUCAAGGAAGUCCGAAGACCGACUAAGUUCCAGAGCCAACUCCGUUUCUGAUUUCGCUGUCGAGGAGGUGACAGUGUUGCCAAAGAUACCAGCGGUGGAACAGAUUCCAAGCUCGAACAAAUUGAGGAAACGCUCAGCUCCUCUCAACUCCAGGAAGAAAUCCAACGUACCCCAGAAACCUAGCAAGACACGAAAUGCUUCCUUCCCAGCAAUCUCAGUCGCUGACGAGUGGGAGCGAGACAAACAAACCGGUGAACGAAAGGACCACACCGAGAUGCUGCACAGUCUGGCUCAUCGAGGGUCCGACGAAUCACUUAUCGAGAGAACUCAACUCUUGUUUGCUGGGAUUGCCUCAGAGUCAGGAUCAGACUUUAUGUCGAAGCUUCCACGGAAAGUCUGGCACCAGACAGUGCGAGAAUUACCUUUAGCAGACGCCGCGAGUCUCGCACUUUCCUGCAAAGCCUUCCGAAAUCUAGUCGGCACAUCCGUAUGGCACGACCUGAACGACGAGUCAAACUUCGAUUCAAAGAUCGACUUCCUUCAACGCCUCGAUGAAGAGCUCCCAGAUCAUCUCCUGUGCUUCGCGUGCGCCAUCUACCAUGUUCGAACGCAGAAGGGGCAAGAAACGCUGCGUCCAACCAACGUUGCCAAUCCACUAUUCAACUGUCCUCACGCAUUCAACCUGGAUAAGAAAAUCUCUCGCACGCGCCUGACAGUCGGCCGAUCACUACCAUAUCCCUUCGUCCAACUCGUCCUUCGCGCACAUAAGUUCACUCCAACGCACGGCAUCCCCAUAGAUUCCAUGUCUCGGCGAUACAAGGACCGCGCCGGCGACUGGUCUCAUCAAACACGGUUCGCCGUUGUCAAUGGCCAUCUACUAGUGCGCGUUAUCAGCUCUGCGUUUGCCGCACCGGCACUUCCUCCAGCUGGUCUCCGCAAACUGUUGUACUCCUCCGAUGACAAUUUCAACCCUUACUUCUCGGUGUGUUCACACUGGCGGGACGGCGAGCUCAUGCCCGCUGUCAAAUGUGCACUCAGCCACAUCCCCUACCGUCGUGAGGUCGGCGGCGUGGUCGGCGUCGCGGACAAAGUCAAGUACCGUCUUCAUCCUCAGAACCCGUUGAUCACGUUGUGUUCCGAGUGUCGACCCAUGCGACGGUGUCCAGAGUGUCCGUCCGAAUAUCUCAUCGAAGUGAGGAUGCAGGAGGACAAGAGUGACCCUAACAAAUUGUUCAAGUACGCCGUUGUUGUCACCAGAUGGGCCGACCUGGGAGAUGGAUCGUCUCCAGACACUCCCGAAUGGGCAGCGAUCAAUGGUCAGGCAGAAUUUGACUCGUUUACUGCUUUGGGGAGACGGGCUAUCUCUGGCACUUUCGAGUCACAAUUCACGGUGGAACAUAUCCCGGGACAGAAGAUGAUAUCCAUGAAUCCAAGCAAGGAAAAGCGUGGUGAAGCUGGCCAUAAUUGGUAUUGA
Molecule: messenger RNA, 1527 nt
Organism: Exophiala viscosa
Lineage: Eukaryota; Fungi; Ascomycota; Eurotiomycetes; Chaetothyriales; Herpotrichiellaceae
Exons: 1
Coding region: 1-1527 (508 amino acids)
Molecular function (GO): protein binding
Source: RefSeq, a predicted model, not a curated record